Molecule: messenger RNA, 876 nt
Organism: Verticillium alfalfae VaMs.102
Lineage: Eukaryota; Fungi; Ascomycota; Sordariomycetes; Glomerellales; Plectosphaerellaceae
Exons: 3
Coding region: 1-876 (291 amino acids)
Biological process (GO): transcription initiation at RNA polymerase II promoter; RNA polymerase II preinitiation complex assembly
Cellular component (GO): transcription factor TFIID complex; nucleus
Molecular function (GO): protein heterodimerization activity; transcription coactivator activity
Source: RefSeq, a predicted model, not a curated record
AUGGCUUCGCCCCCCUACGCCAGUCGCCCACGGCCAUCUCCCCUCCCUAUCCCGCCCACACGCCACUGCCCGUCUCGAAGAAGCGCGCCUCCGACGGCGGCUCCCAACCCUCUCUCAAGCGGCGCAAGGCCUCGACUCUUUCCCCAAGUCAGCGCGCCAGCAGGACCCCCGAAGAAGAAGCGCGGCCGCAAGCCCAAAAACCGCAACCCCGAAGGCGCCCCCGACGCGGGCACGCCCACGCCCUCGCUCGUCAGCGGACGUGGGGGGACGGCUGGCGGCGGUGCCGAUGGGCAGAAUGGCGAUGACGGCAACGAUGACGAUGAUGAUAACGACAUGCAGAUGGGGCUCGUGGGUGGCGAGACGAGGACGCAGGAGCAGAAGCAGGAGGAAAUCAGGCUGCGCGCCAUGCUUGUCGAGUGCUUCGACGAGGACCAGAUGAACCGUUAUGAGAAUUGGCGCGCGGCCAAACUGACCGACAACGUCGUCAAGAGGGUCGUCAACGCCACCGUCUCGCAAUCGGUGCCGCCUACCGUCACGCUUGCUAUCAAAUCCGUGUCGAAAUACUUCAUCGGCGAACUCAUCGAGAAGGCCAUCAGUGUGCAGGGGGAGUGGAUGAACGCGACCGGCGAGAAACAGUCAGAGGUCGAGUUCCCCCCGCAAAACACAGAUCCCACCGUGCGCGGCGACAUCAACCGCCUCAGCGAGAAGGACAAGCGCGGCCCCCUGCGCCCGGAGCACCUGCGCGAGGCAUGGAGGCAGUACAAAAUGUCGGGCGAGAGCGGGUGGGUGGGCACGCAGGGGCUGUGGCACGAGCAGCAGAGCGACGGUGUCGAGCGGUUUCCCGUGCGGACCGGCGGCAAGCGUAUCUUCAAGUGA